Strongyloides ratti is the source of this 1014-nucleotide messenger RNA. RefSeq names its product F-box domain-containing protein. NCBI's taxonomy places the organism in Eukaryota, Metazoa, Nematoda, Chromadorea, Rhabditida, Strongyloididae. The transcript is spliced from 2 exons. Gene Ontology annotation, molecular function: protein binding. The coding region runs from base 1 to 1014 and encodes 337 amino acids. The record is from RefSeq and is a predicted model, not a curated record.
AUGCUAAAAUUAUUUCGUAAAGAAUCAUUAUUAAGAAAAUUAUCUAACAAUAAAAAAAAUUCAUCUCAAAGAUGUAUUGUUAGUUAUAAUAUAAAAAAUGAAUAUUCUCAAUUUAUUCCACUACCUAUUUUACAUAUAAAUACUAUUGAAGAUAUUUCUGAUAAAUGUAUUAUUGAAAUUCUAAAAAGAAUGGAUUAUAAUGAUAUACUUAAUAUGCGACUUGUUAAUAAAAGAAUUAGCAAAAUAAUUCAAAGACAUUAUGGUGAAUUAAAUAUCAAAAAAAUUAAAGAAAUUAUUUUUGUUGGAUUAGGAGAAGAUAAAUGUUAUCGUUUAAAUCAAAAUAUUUUUUCACUAUCAUUUGAUGAACAAUUUAAAUAUGGUGUAUUAAUAGAAAAUGUUUCAAAAUAUCUUAAAUAUAUUAAAGUAACACAAACUGUUUCAUUAGAAAAUUUAAACUUUUCUAAUUUAUGCUACAAAAUUUUCCGACGCCUAUGUGAAAGCAGUGUUCAUGAAUUAUUAUUAACUAAUUGUACCAUAACAAUGAAUUAUGAAAUAUUUUCAUCAUUACUAAAAACAUUUUACCUAUCAAAUGUAACAAUAAAACAUUGUAAAUUGGAUGAUUGUCAAUUGUUAUCAGAUCACCUAUUCAUACUAAAUUUACAAUUAAGAAAGUUUAAAUUCUUUAGUUUUGAUAAGAAAAUAGAUUAUAUAUAUGCACCAUUAUUGUCAAAUAGAACAUUAAUUACAUGGGCAGAAAAUUCUUCAUGGCCAGAAAUUAUUUUACUACAAGGUGUUAAAUCUAAUUUUAAUCAUAUUGGUAUUGAAAUUUUACUAGAUGCUUUUCAUGAGUAUUCAUGUAAAAUGGAUAAAAGUUUUACAACAAAUAAUAUUAUAAAAAAUACAAAUUCAUUACAUUGGGAUUUUGGUUUUAUAAGAUGUCAAUUAAGUCAAUUGAUAGCUAUUCUAAGAAAAUAUAAUUAUUGGAUAAGAUUCUUAAAUUGUACUAUUUUUUGA